This is a messenger RNA of Penicillium antarcticum, 2349 nucleotides long. RefSeq names its product Zn(II)2Cys6 transcription factor. The record is from RefSeq and is a predicted model, not a curated record. The coding region runs from base 1 to 2349 and encodes 782 amino acids. Gene Ontology annotation, molecular function: zinc ion binding; RNA polymerase II cis-regulatory region sequence-specific DNA binding; DNA-binding transcription factor activity, RNA polymerase II-specific. Gene Ontology annotation, biological process: positive regulation of transcription from RNA polymerase II promoter by galactose; DNA-templated transcription. The transcript is spliced from 2 exons. Gene Ontology annotation, cellular component: nucleus. Lineage: Eukaryota; Fungi; Ascomycota; Eurotiomycetes; Eurotiales; Aspergillaceae.
AUGUUCUCCACGUUUUCCGCCCUCAACUCCACUGAUCGUCCGGAACAGCCCGCUCCACCCCGUCCCAAGCGGAAUCAGGUUGCGCGGGCCUGCGACUGGUGCCGCCUCAAUCGCAUCAAGUGUGACGACAGGCUGCCAUGCCAAAAUUGCAAGAGUCGUGGCGGCCACUGCAGUAACACCAAACAAUUUGGAACCCAGUCACUGAAAGCCGCGAAUCGGGAGAUACAUCGACUACGAAACCGACUCAAAGAUUUUCAGGAGGAACUGGAUAAACUGACCGAAGAAUCGAAAAGACAGCCUGGAGCCGCUAAGCAUUCAUCCCAACAUCCCUUGGAUGCCUCCAGCUCCAGCUCGAGCACUGUACCAUCAGCCGAACUUCCAGAAUUGCAUCGCACAACAUGGAAUGGCUUUCAAAAUCCAGAGUCCCAAACGGGACGGGUGAUCCAUUUUGGCCCUUUCUCCUCGCCAUACAUGGUGAUGCGCCUGAACCGAUACAUGUCCGAAUCUUCCCACCAACAGCCUCUCAAAUUUCCUUUGCCAAUCCGCCUCUCACAGAUAAACCAAUAUUCGCCAACAAAUUCACUGGGUCAGUUAUCGGAUGAAGCGGAACGACCCAGACUGCGUCUAGGACCAGUCGUGGCCGAGGACCUACCAAGGGAGCAGGAGGAAAACUUCUUGGUGCUCAUGUGGCAGUCUUAUCAUUGCAUAUAUCCCAUUAUCAUAGAGGAGGAUUUCCGGGAUUAUUACAAUACCUUAUGGGCUGGAACCAAAGAUCAGGGCCCCCGCCAGCCUUCUGCUCUGGUGGAUAGCUUAUUGGCUGUCUGCACGCAAUACGGUAGCACUUUUCUGGGUGAUGAGGAGGAUUUCGCAAGUGGCGAAGAAGAGCCACAGGCGGCGCAUUUUCAUACAGUCGCGCAUGCUUUCUACGAUCGGAGUCAGCGCAUGCUGAUGGAUACGCUGGAACAUCCUUCAAUCCCGACCCUGCAGAGCCAGAUAUACUGCAUAAUAUACCUAUACAACAUUGCACAUCUAGAUACCGCUCUUGCACUUCUUGGGACUGGCAUCAGAAUUGCUCAUAUGCUGCGGUUACACCUCCGACCUUUGGGCGAUCUCCCAAGGGCAACACAAGAGCUGCAUUCUCGGAUUUGGUGGACCUUGUACCAGCUAGACAGCCAAAUUUCAAUGUCGCUUGGCCGUCCACCCCUAAUUAAUCCGGCUGAGGUCGGAUGUGCGAUUCCCACAGACAUGCGUGACGCGGUGCAACUGUCAGGCACUGUGUUGGUAUCACCUCCCGAAGAGGAGCUUACUUGGCUCAGCUUCCAUUUACAUUAUAUCCGCCUGACAGCUGCGGCGCGUAGUGUUCAAGAGGUUUUCGCUGCGCGCUGCGAUGAGAUGUUGCAGGAGAAAGACAUCCAAGAUAUCCAAGAGGAUCCGCCUGCUCUCGAGUUACUCUCAAGAUUUAUGAGCAGCCAAAUUCGCCCCAUGUAUGACUGGGUGCAGGCCGUACCAUUGUCUCUCAAGAAUCAACGCAAGGGCUCAGGCGAGGCCUUGUCGACAGAUCGCACACCACUGAACUUAAAUCCUGCUAGCCCGCUAUGGCUACAGCGCCAAAGACUUCUCUUGGAAAUCACAUAUCAUCAUCUGCAAAUCGCCACCCUUCGCCCCUUUAUUCGCUUUCCUCCACGAGGCCCAUCCCUCACCCCACUGACCGACGGUCUCGGAAUUUCUGCUCUAAAUCACGCCGUCGUGUUGACUAAUAUAUUGAAAUAUGUGCUAUCAGAGACAGAUAUUCUGUCCGGUUGGACUCCAGCCUUCCAAUACCAGUGGGAUGCCACCAUCUGCCUCAUAUCAUUCACGCUGGCGAACCCGGUGUGUCCUCCGACCCCAGCCGCACGAAACGUCUUGCCAGCGGCGUUCGAAAAUCUUAGUACUCUCGGCAAGACCUUUGCCCCUGGACACAACUCUAUCCGACUUGCAUGGGAGCAGUUCCGUUCCAGUUCAAGCCGGCGUGGGUGGUCCCAGUUGAUGUCUCCUAGUCAGAGUGCCUCUGACACAGCGGGGCUGCUAGGGCCCGUGUCUGCCACUGGCGUUGAUUCGAAUAGCAUGCGACUCACUGGCACUGGGGGGAUGGCUUCCGUCUCACGGCCUACCGAUCCAUUUUCGAUGAAACGGCCCUCCAAUGCGAUGCCGGGAAACGAAUACUUCGAUCCAGUCGCUAUGACUCCGCCAAUGCACUUCAUGGAUGCAUCUUUCAGCCUUCCUAUGGAUAUGUUCAUGGGAACUGAGAACCGGUGGAUGUCGAAUGGUGCGGUAUCUUUGGAUUCGUGGGAUGUGCCUGGAUCUCAAUGA